Messenger RNA from Entrophospora candida, 706 nucleotides. NCBI's taxonomy places the organism in Eukaryota, Fungi, Glomeromycota, Glomeromycetes, Entrophosporales, Entrophosporaceae. The record is from the annotation of a GenBank genome assembly.
AUGAUACUAUCAAUUGGUGGAACAACUUCUACUACACUACAACAACCUUUUCCAGAACUAUCUCAAAGAAAUAAAAGAAGAAUAUUAUCUAGUGGUUCCAAAUUCAGAAAUAGCCAGAGACCAAUCUCUAUGGAUCUACGAUCUUCUUUAUCAUCAUCAGAAAAAAGUAAUGAUAAGCAUGCCAAUCCAAUUUUAUCAUCUUUAUCUAUUAUUAAUCAUUCAUCAUCACAUAACAGUCGGCACAAUAACAAUCAAGAAAAUAAAAAACAACCAAAGAAAAGUAUGAGUGCAACAAAUUUAAUGAAACGUGCUAAAACAAUAAAUAGUUUUGAUCAACCAGUACCUGAAUUUUCACCACCAGAAUCAUCACAAACAAAAUAUCAUAGACUUUCUGUCAAGUUCCUUAUAAACCCAAAAACAAGUCAUGAAUUACGUAAAGAAUUACAUAAAAUAAACGAAGAAUAUAAGAACGAACAAGAUAGUUGGAAAGCUGAAAAAAGAAGACUGAAAAUGACAAAAGGUACAAAACAAGAAGACCUUGAUCAUACGAAAAGAAAAUUGAAAGAAAGCACUGAAAAAUAUAAUAAAAAAAUUGAAAAAUUGAAUAAUUUAUUUCAACAACAAAUUAGCAUUGGUAAUAAUAGCAAUAAUGGCCAUGGUAAUGAUAGUAAGGGAGACAUUGGCAGAGAAAUUAUUAUUACAAAUG